AUGCCAGAGGCCUUUGACUUGCAUUCGUUAGACUAUAUCGAUGAAAUAAUAUCAUUUGUUACUGCGAGUUCCUCGGAUGACACAGCCGGUCAACAAUUGGAUCAAUUGAAAAUUGAUAGUGAGAAAAAUUAUGCCAAGGUCAUUAAUAAAUAUUUUACGAAAUAUCUGCAUUCGAAUGUAACGGAUGGAGAGUAUGAGGAACUAGAAGGACUGAUUGGAAAAAUUGAUAAAGCUUGGCAACAAUUUGGAACCAAAGACUUAACGGAUGAUGACAAAAAUGAGCUGGGUGAUUUGCCUGAGACUCUUAGCCAGCUGUACAAAAUUUAUGUAGGAAAUGAUGAUGGAAAUAAUUUGUCUUUUCGCAUUGCCAAUGAUGAACGUCCAACUUUGUGUGAAAUCAAAAUUAAUGAACAAUUACGACUGCGGAAAUUACAUCAAGCUGUCGUACUAUCUGAGCUCAGAGGAUUCAUUUUGAGUCUGAAAUCAUCGGAGGACGUUGAAAAAACUACAGCUCGUGCUAUUUUACAUUCGGAAGAAUAUAUUUUAGUAACGAAAAAUGGAUUUAAAGAAACUGUAGAUUUGUUCCGUCGCUGUGAUCCACCUGAACAUAUUCGCGGAAAUACAUUUUCGGAAUUUUUGGGAUUAUUCCAAGGAGUUGUUGUCAAUGAUCAACACACAAGUGCAGGUAAUGGUAAGUGUUCAAAAUCAUGCGAUGGCGUCGAUUUUUCCCGUAUCGACAGAUGUUAUACAAUGUAUGAUCGGUAUGAUAAUUCCAUAAAACAUUGUCAUGCAAAACGUUGCAAUGGGAUCCUUUAUGAUUGUGUCAACACCGGGCAUACAUUUAUCUGUGAACUGGAUGAAAAUUCUGAUAGACGGUUUCAGUGGGCCGUGCGUUUUGACAACAAAAAUGUAUAUGGCGAAUCUGCGAGUUCUUGUGAGGGAAAACAAUAUGUCAUAAAAGAAGGUUUCCAAAAUUUUGAUUUUUGUCGUACUUGUAUGUGUUCUUGCGCUGAACAAGAUGGUAACUCUACUGCUACUAGGACAAUUAGUUUGAUACCACAAUAUGCAGACAUACAAAAUAAUAUGGUAGUUACUGGAGUACGUUUUGUGGAAAAAUAUAAAAUAUUCCAUAUUCAAAUUCAGCAAAGUAAAUUAGGACCUUAUGGUGAAAUAGUACCAGGUACAUCAAAGUGGAAAAAAUUGCCCCGAUUUUCUUAUGAAGAAAAAGAAAAUGGCGGUUUUAUGAUGAGUACUGCAAAUGGUCAACGAAAAUUAUUCAAUAAUGCAGAUUUUAAAUUUAUUACUUAUGAUAGCAGAACAAUAAAUAUCGAUCAGUUAAAAACACCAAAGGGUGAAGUGAUUGUUGGAGUUACUUUUGUUUAUAACAGCGAAACAAAAGCUGUUGAAUUACAAAUUCUUUCUUGGCCGUUUGAUUACAAAACUGGUAAACUAGAAGAUCCUAUUGAUUUGGAGGACGAGGAUGCUGAUUUUGAAAGUGAUUGGAUAAAUUGGCGAAAUACACCAAGACGAUCAAAGGAGUAUGAUAGAAAGAGGCGUACAUUAAGUUUGUUCAAAUUGGAUGAUCCCAUAAAAGCACCUAAAAACCCAUUAUAUUCAGAUCCCAAUGAAGCACUUAAAGUACGAGCUACGGGUUUUGCAUUAGACAUGGCUCAACACACUAUUCCUUACAUUGAUUUACAACCGGUAGCAUUAUCAGAUUUAAAAGUACCGCUUAGUGGAUUGGAAUUAAUUUACCGAAGAAAAAAAGGCUAUGGAGGUUUUUUGGGUUUCAAAAUACGCGGAUACGAUUUAGUUGAUUUUUUUGGUAGUGAAAUGUCACAAGAUGAUUUAGAUAAAUACAAAAAUGAUUUUGAUGGAGAUAUUGUUCAUGAAAUACCAACUAAAUCCGAUUAA
Microplitis demolitor is the source of this 1914-nucleotide messenger RNA. RefSeq lists its product as uncharacterized. The record is from RefSeq and is a predicted model, not a curated record. Bases 1 to 1914 code for a protein of 637 amino acids. Lineage: Eukaryota; Metazoa; Arthropoda; Insecta; Hymenoptera; Braconidae. The transcript has 6 exons.